Molecule: messenger RNA, 1036 nt
Organism: Mercurialis annua (annual mercury)
Lineage: Eukaryota; Viridiplantae; Streptophyta; Magnoliopsida; Malpighiales; Euphorbiaceae
Product: ER lumen protein-retaining receptor
Exons: 6
Coding region: 182-829 (215 amino acids)
Biological process (GO): protein retention in ER lumen; endoplasmic reticulum to Golgi vesicle-mediated transport
Cellular component (GO): cis-Golgi network; membrane; endoplasmic reticulum
Molecular function (GO): ER lumen protein retrieval receptor activity
Source: RefSeq, a predicted model, not a curated record
AUCCCUCUCUUACAAUAUCCGGUGAAAAAGUAACAGUGAAAAUUAAAAUCGCCUCUACAGCUAACAUUUUUCCUUAUUGGGUCAAUCGAAGAUCUGGUUGGACCUGAACCAGAUCUUCUCCGGUUAACAAUUUUCCGGCCGUUUCAAAUACCGAAUACUCAUUUGUAUAACGUUACACAAAAUGAAUAUAUUCCGGUUAGCCGGUGACAUGACCCAUUUGGCUAGCAUUCUUGUUCUGCUCCUCAAGAUCCAUACUAUUAAAUCCUGUGCUGGCAUUUCUUUGAAGACUCAGGAACUGUAUGCUAUUGUAUUCGCAACUCGCUACUUGGAUAUUUUUACCAGUUUCGUUUCUUUUUAUAAUACUUUUAUGAAAUUAAUAUUUCUCGGAAGCUCUUUCUCGAUUGUUUGGUACAUAAGAAGGCACAAGCUGGUUCGUAGAUCUUAUGAUAAAGACCAAGACACAUUCCGCCAUUAUUUUCUUCUGCUACCAUGCAUAAUUUUGGCCCUUCUUAUACAUGAAAGGUUUACCUUCAAAGAGGUAAUGUGGGCGUUUUCCUUGUAUCUGGAAGCUAUUGCUAUAAUCCCACAGCUUAUGUUGUUACAAAGAACGAGAAAUAUUGAUAACUUGACCGGACAAUAUAUAUUUCUCUUGGGGGCAUACAGAGCAUUAUAUAUUUUAAAUUGGAUUUAUCGAUACUUUACGGAGCCGCACUUUAUUCACUGGAUAACUUGGAUAUCAGGACUUGUUCAGACAUUGCUUUAUGCCGAUUUCUUCUACUAUUACUUCCAAAGCUGGAAGAACAAUGUAAAGCUCCACUUACCGGCUUGAGUCGGGCCAUAGAAGGGAUGUUUCCUUUCGGGAGGGGCGGUUUCCGCCCUAAAUACAGCAUAUACAGAUGAAAUUUUAUGUCUUUACACAGAUGAUCUCAAACUCUAGCCGUCAGAAUUUUGCACUGUGUAUCCAUAGUGUAAAAAACUAAUCUGAGAUGUACACUCAAUGAUAUUAAUAUAUUUUGGAUAUUUCUCGUGUUCUCAA